This is a messenger RNA of Acytostelium subglobosum LB1, 351 nucleotides long. RefSeq lists its product as hypothetical. The transcript has a single exon. NCBI's taxonomy places the organism in Eukaryota, Evosea, Eumycetozoa, Acytosteliales, Acytosteliaceae. The record is from RefSeq and is a predicted model, not a curated record. The coding region runs from base 1 to 351 and encodes 116 amino acids.
AUGUCAGAAGAUUUGGUUGAUUUGGACUUUGGUACUACGACAGAGUCACCAUCGGCAGCAGCAAUGCCAAUGUCAAAUGAAGCGUUGAUAUCAUAUGAUUCACCAAGUUUGUCGAGGAAGAAUACAAAACCCGCUGCAGCUGUGUCGACACAGGCUGGAGGUGGCGGUGGUGGCAAUUUAUUCGAUGAUCUUGGAAUGGAGGAUCCAGCGACCAAACAACAAAAUGCAGCCAAUGCUGCCAGCAACAACAGCAACAGCAAUCCACUCAACUCAUCUGCCACUCUUAUCGACUUUUCCUCUCCACCACCUUCAACCAAGCACUCUCAUGAUCAAACUGAUAGUAGCAGUUGA